This is a messenger RNA of Pistacia vera, 1741 nucleotides long. Its product is annotated as putative MO25-like protein At5g47540. The transcript has 11 exons. Gene Ontology annotation, biological process: intracellular signal transduction. Gene Ontology annotation, molecular function: protein serine/threonine kinase activator activity. NCBI's taxonomy places the organism in Eukaryota, Viridiplantae, Streptophyta, Magnoliopsida, Sapindales, Anacardiaceae. The record is from RefSeq and is a predicted model, not a curated record. The coding region runs from base 399 to 1418 and encodes 339 amino acids.
AAGCAGCAGGGAACGUAAAGCCCAAAGGCAAAGCCGUUUUGCCUCUCCACGACACAUCUCCUAAAAUUAAUCUAAUCCAGACCACCUCUCUUCUCCUUCAUCGUCAUCAUCUUCUUCACCGUUCUUUUGUAAUAACACUCAAUCAAAUCCAAUUUACCUAUAAAAUAUCCCUCCAACACGGUUCGGUGGUUCCUACGGAAAGCAUAGGCAUCUGUGUGUCGAAGCCCACAGCUGCGGCACGCAGAGCCUCUUCAGCCGAGCUGAUUCAGAGGCUCUCGAACCCAGCCCUACCACCACCACCAGCACGACUUCCACCGCCAGCACCUCCGACUUCUUCUUCUACUUCCAUUUACCCCGAAUCUAAACGAAAACUUAGAACUACAAAAAUUAACAAAGAAAUGAAAGGCCUUUUCAAAUCUAAGCCACGUACCCCCGUCGACGUCGUCAGACAAACUCGCGAUCUUCUUAUUUACGCUAGCAGCGGUUCUGAUAUUCGUGAAUCCAAGCGCGAAGAGAAGAUGGCAGAGUUAUGUAAAAACAUAAGAGAGAUGAAACAGAUACUUUAUGGCAAUAGUGAAUCUGAGCCAGUUUCAGAGGCUUGUGCACAAUUGACUCAGGAGUUCUUCAGGCAAAACACAAUGCGGCUUUUGAUCACAUGUCUCCCAAAAUUGAACUUAGAGGCCCGAAAAGAUGCCACUCAGAUUAUUGCUAAUUUACAAAGGCAACAAGUUCAAUCAAAGUUGAUUGCAUCUGAUUACUUGGAAGCAAAUAUGGAUCUUUUGGACAUUUUGAUAUCAGGUUAUGAGAACACAGAUAUGGCUUUACAUUAUGGUGCUAUGCUGCGGGAGUGCAUUCGUCAUCAGACUAUCGCAAGGUAUGUGUUGGAAUCACAGCACAUGAAGAAGUUCUUUGACUAUAUACAGCUUCCAAAUUUCGAUAUUGCUGCAGAUGCUGCUGCAACUUUUAAGGAAUUGCUGGUAAGGCAUAAAUCUACUGUGGCCGAAUUUCUUUCUAAGAAUUAUGACUGGUUUUUUGCGGAUUAUAACUCAAAACUGUUGGAAUCUUCCAAUUACAUCACAAGACGACAAGCUAUCAAGCUGUUGGUGGAUAUAUUACUGGAUCGCUCUAAUUCCGUUGUGAUGACAAAAUAUGUGAGCUCAAGGGACAACUUGAGGAUACUUAUGAAUCUUCUGAGAGAGUCUAGCAAGAGUAUUCAGAUAGAAGCAUUUCAUGUUUUCAAGUUGUUCGCGGCUAAUCAAAAUAAACCUCCAGAUAUCGUAAGCAUACUUGUCGCAAAUAGAAGCAAGCUUCUCCGCUUGUUUGCUGAUCUCAAAACUGAUAAAGAGGAUGAACAGUUUGAGGCUGACAAAACUCAGGUUGUCAGGGAAAUUGUUGCGCUCGAGCCUAGAGAUCGCUGAUGAAUGAGCUUUGUUUGUAUCACAUGUAUGUGCAAUCUCAUGAUGUCGUCUUCAUCAUUUAGAUGUGAAUUAUAUAGCUCGCAUAGUUCUCAAUAUGACACUUCAAAUAAUUGGUCUUUGUACUAUUAUGUUCUCCCUUGUAGUUUCUAUGACAUGUACUUUUUGUAGAGAAAAAGAAUAAAACUGUCUACGAGUUAUGUUUUUGUUGUAAUCGAUGUCUUACAAGCGAGAAACUUGUAAUAGAAAAGAAUGUCGAAGGUAAUUGUAAUAAAAACUAUAAGAAGAGAAUGCAUGUUUAUGAUGAAGUGAUUGUGGGCGCUGAA